This is a messenger RNA of Schistosoma intercalatum, 1169 nucleotides long. The record is from the annotation of a GenBank genome assembly. NCBI's taxonomy places the organism in Eukaryota, Metazoa, Platyhelminthes, Trematoda, Strigeidida, Schistosomatidae.
GUAAUUGGUAUAUCGAAUAUAAUUAUAACAAUUUGGGAGAAUCAUUUGUACACGAUGUUGUUGCAUAUAAUCGAUUAGAAUUAUUACGUUUAUUUCUUGCAUAUAAUUAUGAUUUGGAUAGACCAGCUAAACGUCUUCCACCGAAUAUACAUUUACUUUCAUCUUUAAAUCAUCAAACUCUAUUGAAAAAUACACAAAAUACUAUUACAACAUCAAUGAUUCAAUCAGAAUCAAAUAAUCGAACAUCUAUAAAUCCAUUUGAAAAAUCACCAUUUAAAAUGGCAUUAGAACGUGGACAUCUUGAUAUGGCUAGAAUAUUAGCUGAAGUCGGUUGUUUUUGUACACAUUUACCAAUUAAUUCAAAUAGUAUACCAUCAGUAUGUGCAACUUCAUCUUCAUCAUCAUCAUCAUCAUCAUCAUCAUCAUCAUCAUCAUCAUCAUCAUCGUCGAACAACAAUAAUAUUCCCGAAACGAAUUCAAUCAAUUCAACAGUUAAAAAUUCUCAUUUGAUUAAUCAAAAUCUUUUAACACGACGUUAUAAUGGUUUACUUGAAGUUAAAUCAUUACAAAAAUGGUGUCGUAAAGUGAUAAGACAACGUUUAGGUUUUCGUCUUAUUGAAGCAUUACCAUUAUUACCUAUACCAGUACCAUUAAAAGAUUUUCUAUUACUUCGUGAUAUUGAUUGGUCAAUUUAUUUAAAUAAUAUUCAUAAUAAUAAUAAUAAUAAUAAUAAUAAUAAUAGUAAUAAUCGUAGUUCUAUCAUAAAUUCAGGGGAAUUAGCCAUUAUAGUACCAACUUAAUCAUUCUCUUCUUCUUUCCUUUUCUUUCUUUUCUUUUUCUUUUAUAAAGAAAGUAACAUUUGACAACACUUUCCUUCCUCUUUUCUUUUCUCUUUUUUAAAGAAAAAAGAAAAGACAAGAAAACAACAACAACAACAAACUUAAUAGAUAAACAAAAACAUGAUCAGGUUCAAUUGUCUGAUCUUUCUUCUUGUUCACAAGUCUAGAUUAGUAGAUUUUCACAUGAUUACAUAAUUUAUUUACAAAAAAAAACAAAAGAACUCAUAUUUAGGUUUAUACAAUUACAUAUAGAAAUAAAUUAUAUAACAACAUCAUAGGAGAUUCAUACUUAUUAUUAUUAUUAUUAUUAUUAUUAUUAUUAUUAUUAUU